Molecule: messenger RNA, 1342 nt
Organism: Hansenula anomala
Lineage: Eukaryota; Fungi; Ascomycota; Saccharomycetes; Phaffomycetales; Wickerhamomycetaceae
Exons: 1
Coding region: 364-1176 (270 amino acids)
Source: RefSeq, a predicted model, not a curated record
GCUCACAUGCGGAAGAACUUUUAUAGUGCAGUGAGUGCAAGGAUUCAAACCAUGGCCAAGGACAACCUCAUACUAACCUUUUGCAAGCUCGGUGCAUUACUAGGAAUAUCUGUAUUCCGCAAAGUUUACAAUGAACUGAUAUUCUUAACCAAUGGUGAUUUAUCCCAUUCAAAGUACUUUAUAAACACUAUAUCAACUUUUUUUUCAUGGAGGUUUUUCAUUAAUUUUGGCUUAUUAAAUUUCUUGCUGAUUUGUGUCUUGCUAAUACCCAAAUUUUUAAGAUGGUUAGCAUUUGGUACUUUAAAUGAUUAUGAAAUUAAAAGCAUCAAAGAAAAAUUCAACUAUACGUUAUUUGAAUUCAUAAUGGGGUUGAUAUUACUUAAGCAUAUUGAAUCAGAAUCUUUAACAAUCAAGGGUUUUGCUAAAUAUGCUUCAAUCUCAAUCUGUGUGGUGUUAUUGAAAAGUUUCCAUUAUUUAUCAGCAAUUAGAGUAAAGACAUUUAUCAAUAAUAAUAAUAGUCAUGGUCAUGGAAGUGGUACUUUAUUCAAAAAGCAAAGCAUAAAACUAAUAUUAGGGAUGUUGAUGUUAACAUUGAUUGAUUCCCUAUUAAUUUACAAAUUUUCAAAUGAAUAUAAUUUUAACACGUUAUCAAUAAUUUUCGGUUAUGAACUUUUAAACCUUUUCCCUUUGAUUCUAUUGAAUUUAUUCAACUUCACAACUUCUAUUGUUUGCUUAGGAUCUAAGAAAUCAAUAAUAAAAUCCAAAAUAAUAUUGGAUUUUUUAGUCAAUUUAGCAAGAUUUUCAUUAUUUGUUAUUUAUUCAUGGUAUUUCAACUUAUAUUUCACUUUCCCUGUUCAUAUAAUUCCCUCAAGCUAUAAAUGUUUUAGACUACUUUUAACUAAAACCAAAAAAUUGAUUGCUUAUAAAAGAAAUAGUCUAAGGUUUAAAUUAUACAGUCAGUCUUUACAAAAAGUGAAAUUAGAUGAAAUUGAAUUGAUAGCUGAUCGUUGUUUCUGUUUGGAAGAUUUGAGGUACGAGGGUAAUGAUGCUGAUUUAAGGAUGUUGUGUUGUAAACAUGUUUUCCAUUAUGAAUGUUUGAAAUGGUGGUUGAUAAAGUCUAGAACAUGUCCAAUAUGUAGAGAACAUGUUCAUUUGCAUAAACAAAAAGUUGCAUAGGGGGAAGAAGAAAGGUAAAGUUUAGUAUAAACUUAGUUGAGGGUUUGGUGUUGCUCUACAGUUGCAUACAAUGAUACAAGUGAUUGGGUAGGAUCUGGAGAGGUUUUUUAAUGAUUGGUUUAUUUAUGAAUAUUGGAGUUUUUUGGGGGUAAAUCUAGGUGCUUUA